UUUGUGAGACAAAAAAAAGCACAAUGACUAUGUCUAUUCUGUAUGACUUGGCCCGCGGCCAACCGUUUGGCCAAUAGACGAAGACGAGAGAAAAUAUUUGACAACAGUAGAGUGUACAUCACGCCCUUAUCAGCAAACGGAAGAGGAGUGCUUGGAGUGAAGUCCAACAGACACACAGACACACAGAUGCACACACACACACACUCACACACCCCUGAGGAUAAAAUCUCCACCGUCAUAUUCUUCGCAAACAGCACGACUCGGCUACUUCCUCAGACAUGGAACAUGAACCGAUUACCAUUGAGUACUUUCCAAACAAACAGUCUAUGUGGUGGGGAACUCUUGGGACCGUACGCCCGUUCCUGCCGUUCGAUCCGGUCAUGGAUGCACGUCAGAUCUGCACGGCUCUGGAUCAGAAAAAUGCUGAUGUCAUGACCCUGGUAAAGAUCCUAACCAACAGGACCAACGCCCAAAGACAGGGCAUCGCUUCGGCCUACAAAAACCAAACUCAGAAGGAUCUCAGUCCAGUUUUGAAGAAAGGCCUGUCGGGAGCCGUGCAGGAGCUCCUGCUGGCUCUGAUGAUGACUCCGGCUUGCUUUGAUGCCCAUCGCCUUCGACAGUCCAUGGAGGGUCUCGGGACGGACGAGGAAGCGCUUCUGGAGGUUUUGUGCACCAGAUCAUCCGACCAACUCCGAAAUAUCACUAUAGCGUACCGUGAAGAGUACGGCCGUUAUUUGGAGAACGAUCUGAUCAGUGAGACGAGUAAAGACUUUACCAAACUGGUGCUGGCAAUACUGAAGAAGGAGGAGAUGAACAUGCUCGGCAAGAUUGAUUAUAAGCUCAUUGAUCAAGACGUCAUGGGACUUUCAGACGCUGUCGCUGGAAAGAAAUCUAACCCUGAGACCUGGAUUCAGGUGCUCACGUCACGCAAUUCUGACCAUCUCAACAGAGUGCUUUCUAAGCUCGAGGUUCAGAAAGGUGAGGCGGUGGAUAAAACCAUCCAGAAAAACUUCUCAGGAGACUUGCGGUUGGGUCUGCAGAUUUUGGUUCAAACGAUCCAAAACACACCGCUUUUCUUGGCCCAGCGCUUACACACCUGCAUGAAGAAAAAUGCUGUGGUGCGUGGAAUCAUGGUGGCUCGGAGCGAAGAGGACCUCCUGAGGGUCAGGGUCGAGUUCCGCAAGCUGACCAAUCAGUCCCUUUAUUCCACUUUACAGAAAGAAUUCAAAGGCGAUCUUCAGAUGGCUCUUCUAGCUUUGUGUCGAUCUGAGGAUGGGUAGAGGAACGAGGCACGGAAGUAACGCCUGGAUUCCGAGUUCGGUUUUCAAUGCCUAAAGACACAUUUUUAAAGACUUGGAUCAAAGCAUAAUAAUGAGAAAUAUCAAAGCAUUUAUAUCAAAGCAUAUCAAAUAUCAAAGCAUAAUAAUGAGAAAACAGGAAAUGACUCGCUUCAUGGAUGCUCUGAGACUUUAACGUGUAACUAUUUAUAGAUAAAAACUAUGCUGUAUUGAAUAAUAUUUUUAAAUAAAUAAUAAAAAUGGAAUUGAUGGUCAACUGCUAUGGUACAGAAUGAAAUAAAACACUUUGGAAUGUACUGUUAAAGGAAAAUUAUGAUAUCAGCAUUGGGGUGGGAUCAGUAUUUCUACUCUAUGUGAUUGAUUAUUUCCCUAUAAAAGCAUGCCUUCAAGUGAUGUAUUUCUUAUAUAUUAUCUCAGUUUGUGAUGCUGUUUGUCUUUUAAGGGUAAUAAAAACUGCUUAUAAUUAUGUUCUUUAUGUUCUGAGUAAAAAAAUUUACAAUAUUUAUAUAUUAAUCUUUCUGAUUAAAAUGUUUGGUAUUGUAAGUGCUUUUAAA
Messenger RNA from Silurus meridionalis, 1852 nucleotides. It is a transcript of the gene anxa14, whose product is annotated as annexin A14. The record is from RefSeq and is a predicted model, not a curated record. The transcript has 13 exons. NCBI's taxonomy places the organism in Eukaryota, Metazoa, Chordata, Actinopteri, Siluriformes, Siluridae. Gene Ontology annotation, cellular component: cytoplasm. Gene Ontology annotation, molecular function: calcium-dependent phospholipid binding; calcium ion binding. The coding region runs from base 279 to 1280 and encodes 333 amino acids.